GUGAUGCCCAUCACAUCUCAACAAUGUAUAUCUCAAACUAUAGGUCAAGAUCAAGCAAGCUAUGACUGCACACAAAGAAAUGGUCCAUAAAAGUCCACUAGAACUGUUUGAAGAGAAAAAAGUCGUCAGGAUUUGUGCACCCAUGACUGCCGUUCCGAUUGCUGGUUCGUCGCUACGGCUGUGACCUCACCUACACUCCCAUGAUUGUAUCAGAAUCAUUUGUACAGUCCAGCAAAGCAAGAGAUGUCGAGUUCACAACUUGCAAUGGAGAUCGUCCACUGGUGGCCCAAUUUGCUGCCAGCAAUGCCAGGGAUUUUGCUGAUGCUGCACUUAUCAUUGCUCCGUUUGUAGAUGCAGUAGACCUCAACUGUGGUUGCCCUCAAAGGUGGGCCAUGGCAGAUGGUUACGGUGCUCAGCUAAUGAGUGAGCCAGAGCUGGUUACAGAUAUGGUCAGACAAGCCAAGUCAAGAAGUGGGCUGCCAGUCUCUGUCAAGAUGAGAAUACACAAAAACCUCAAGGACACGGUUGAGUUUGUACGGAGAGCAGAGCAUGCUGGAGCGGCCUGGAUCUCUGUUCAUGGUCGGACUAGCAAACAGAGGGCAGAACCUGCUAACAUGGAUGCUAUCAAACUGGUGAAAGAGAGUGUUGGUGUUCCUGUGGUAGCCAAUGGAGAUGUCAAAAAUGAAGCGGACAUCAGGCGUGUGCAUGAACACACUGGUGUCAAUGGAGUGAUGUCAGCUCGUGGUAUCCUUGACAACCCGGCCAUGUACGGAGGCUAUGACCACACCCCUAUCUCUUGUGUUCAGGACUGGGUGGAGAUUGCCCUUCGUACCGGAAUGACCUUUACCCUCUUCCACCACCACCUGAUCUUCAUGCUGGACCGUGUGCUCACUAGACCAGAGCAAAGAGUAUUCAAUACUCUCUCAAGCGUACCAGCUGUAUUGGACUAUUUAGAAGAACACUACGGUGUAUGUUUAUAUCCUGCUAUAUAGACUUAGUUGAUGUCUAUAUAAUUAUAUAUUUUUACUUCAAUUGUUGGCAAUAAUAAUUAU
Messenger RNA from Halichondria panicea, 1052 nucleotides. RefSeq names its product tRNA-dihydrouridine(20a/20b) synthase [NAD(P)+]-like. Gene Ontology annotation, molecular function: flavin adenine dinucleotide binding; tRNA dihydrouridine synthase activity. The transcript is spliced from 7 exons. The record is from RefSeq and is a predicted model, not a curated record. Gene Ontology annotation, biological process: tRNA processing. Bases 201 to 992 code for a protein of 263 amino acids. NCBI's taxonomy places the organism in Eukaryota, Metazoa, Porifera, Demospongiae, Suberitida, Halichondriidae.